Knipowitschia caucasica is the source of this 6087-nucleotide messenger RNA. The record is from the annotation of a GenBank genome assembly. NCBI's taxonomy places the organism in Eukaryota, Metazoa, Chordata, Actinopteri, Gobiiformes, Gobiidae.
AUGGACGACACAUGUGUCCGUGCAGCUGCAGAAAGGCCUGGGCCUGGGCCUCGGCACAACCACAGCCUCUCGGUGCAGUGUCCUGAGGACCUGUUCACCAGAGCAGUGCGUGACCACCGUCCUGCAGACACCACGACCUGCCGUUACCUCCUGAACUUCCUCUUCCUGUUGUUUAAAUUCUGUUUACAUUUAAACCCUGCCUCUUCCUUCACCCCUCCUCCUCCCUCACCUCUCCUCCUCCCUCACCUCUCCUCCUCCCUCACCUCUCCUCCUCCCUCACAUCUCCUCCUCCCUCACCUCCCCUCCUCCCUCACAUCUCCUCCUCCCUCACAUCUCCUCCUCCUUCACCUCUCCUCCUCCCUCACAUCUCCUCCUCCCUCACAUCUCCUCCUCCCUCACCUCUCCUCCUCCCUCACAUCUCCUCCUCCCUCACAUCUCCUCCUCCCUCACAUCUCCUCCUCCCUCACCUCUCCUCCUCCCUCACCUCUCCUCCUCCCUCACCCCUCCUCCUCCCUCACCUCCCCUCCUCCCUCACCUCUCCUCCUCCCUCACCUCUCCUCCUCCCUCACCUCUCCUCCUCCGUCACAUCUCCUCCUCCCUCACAUCUCCUCCUCCCUCACAUCUCCUCCUCCCUCACAUCUCCUCCUCCCUCACCUCUCCUCCUCCCUCACCUCUCCUCCUCCCUCACCUCCCCUCCUCCGUCACAUCUCCUCCUCCCUCACCUCUCCUCCUCCCUCACCUCUCCUCCUCCGUCACAUCUCCUCCUCCCUCACAUCUCCUCCUCCCUCACCUCUCCUCCUCCCUCACAUCUCCUCCUCCCUCACCUCUCCUCCUCCCUCACAUCUCCUCCUCCCUCACCUCUUCUCCUCCCUCACAUCUCCUCCUCCCUCACAUCUCCUCCUCCCUCACAUCUCCUCCUCCCUCACAUCUCCUCCUCCCUCACCUCUCCUCCUCCCUCACCUCUCCUCCUCCCUCACCUCCCCUCCUCCCUCACCUAUCCUCCUCACUCACCUCUCCUCCUCCCUCACCUCUCCUCCCUCACCUCUCCUCCUCCCUCACCUCUCCUCCUCCCUCACCUCUCCUCCUCCCUCACAUCUCCUCCUCCCUCACUUCUCCUCCUCCCUCACCUCUCCUCCUCCCUCACAUCUCCUCCUCCCACACAUCUCCUCCUCCCUCACCUCCCCUCCUCCCUCACCUAUCCUCCUCACUCACCUCUCCUCCUCCCUCACCUCUCCUCCUCCGUCACAUCUCCUCCUCCCUCACAUCUCCUCCUCCCUCACCUCUCCUCCUCCCUCACAUCUCCUCCUCCCUCACCUCUCCUCCUCCCUCACAUCUCCUCCUCCCUCACCUCUUCUCCUCCCUCACAUCUCCUCCUCCCUCACCUCUCCUCCUCCGUCACCUCUUCUCCUCCCUCACAUCUCCUCCUCCCUCACAUCUCCUCCUCCCUCACCUCUCCUCCUCCCUCACAUCUCCUCCUCCCUCACCUCUUCUCCUCCCUCACAUCUCCUCCUCCCUCACAUCUCCUCCUCCCUCACAUCUCCUCCUCCCUCACAUCUCCUCCUCCCUCACCUCUCCUCCUCCCUCACCUCUCCUCCUCCCUCACCCCCCCUCCUCCCUCACCUAUCCUCCUCACUCACCUCUCCUCCUCCCUCACCUCUCCUCCCUCACCUCUCCUCCUCCCUCACCUCUCCUCCUCCCUCACCUCUCCUCCUCCCUCACAUCUCCUCCUCCCUCACUUCUCCUCCUCCCUCACCUCUCCUCCUCCCUCACAUCUCCUCCUCCCACACAUCUCCUCCUCCCUCACCUCCCCUCCUCCCUCACCUCUCCUCCUCCGUCACAUCUCCUCCUCCCUCACAUCUCCUCCUCCGUCACAUCUCCUCCUCCCUCACAUCUCCUCCUCCCUCACCUCUUCUCCUCCCUCACAUCUCCUCCUCCCUCACAUCUCCUCCUCCCUCACAUCUCCUCCUCCCUCACAUCUCCUCCUCCCUCACCUCUCCUCCUCCCUCACCUCUCCUCCUCCCUCACCUCCCCUCCUCCCUCACCUAUCCUCCUCACUCACCUCUCCUCCUCCCUCACCUCUCCUCCCUCACCUCUCCUCCUCCCUCACCUCUCCUCCUCCCUCACCUCUCCUCCUCCCUCACAUCUCCUCCUCCCUCACUUCUCCUCCUCCCUCACCUCUCCUCCUCCCUCACAUCUCCUCCUCCCACACAUCUCCUCCUCCCUCACCUCCCCUCCUCCCUCACCUCUCCUCCUCCCUCACCUCUCCUCCUCCCUCACAUCUCCUCCUCCCUCACUUCUCCUCCUCCCUCACCUCUCCUCCUCCCUCACAUCUCCUCCUCCCACACAUCUCCUCCUCCCUCACCUCCCCUCCUCCCUCACCUCUCCUCCUCCCUCACAUCUCCUCCUCCCUCACAUCUCCUCCUCCCUCACAUCUCCUCCUCCCUCACCUCUCCUCCUCCCUCACCUCUCCUCCUCCCUCACCUCCCCUCCUCCCUCACCUAUCCUCCUCACUCACCUCUCCUCCUCCCUCACCUCUCCUCCCUCACCUCUCCUCCUCCCUCACCUCUCCUCCUCCCCUCACCUCUCCUCCUCCCUCACAUCUCCUCCUCCCUCACUUCUCCUCCUCCCUCACCUCUCCUCCUCCCUCACAUCUCCUCCUCCCACACAUCUCCUCCUCCCUCACCUCCCCUCCUCCCUCACCUAUCCUCCUCACUCACCUCUCCUCCUCCCUCACCUCUCCUCCUCCGUCACAUCUCCUCCUCCCUCACAUCUCCUCCUCCCUCACCUCUCCUCCUCCCUCACAUCUCCUCCUCCCUCACCUCUCCUCCUCCCUCACAUCUCCUCCUCCCUCCUCACCUCUUCUCCUCCCUCACAUCUCCUCCUCCCUCACCUCUCCUCCUCCGUCACCUCUUCUCCUCCCUCACAUCUCCUCCUCCCUCACCUCUCCUCCUCCCUCACAUCUCCUCCUCCCUCACCUCUCCUCCUCCCACACAUCUCCUCCUCCCUCACAUCUCCUCCUCCCUCACCUCUCCUCCUCCCUCACAUCUCCUCCUCCCUCACCUCUCCUCCUCCUCCCUCACCUCUCCUCCUCCCUCACCUCUCCUCCUCCCUCACAUCUCCUCCUCCCUCACUUCUCCUCCUCCCUCACCUCUCCUCCUCCCUCACAUCUCCUCCUCCCACACAUCUCCUCCUCCCUCACCUCCCCUCCUCCCUCACCUAUCCUCCUCACCUCACCUCUCCUCCUCCCUCACCUCUCCUCCUCCGUCACAUCUCCUCCUCCCUCACAUCUCCUCCUCCCUCACCUCUCCUCCUCCCUCACAUCUCCUCCUCCCUCACCUCUCCUCCUCCCUCACAUCUCCUCCUCCCUCACCUCUUCUCCUCCCUCACAUCUCCUCCUCCCUCACCUCUCCUCCUCCGUCACCUCUUCUCCUCCCUCACAUCUCCUCCUCCCUCACCUCUCCUCCUCCCUCACAUCUCCUCUCCUCCCUCACCUCUCCUCCUCCCACACAUCUCCUCCUCCCUCACAUCUCCUCCUCCCUCACCUCUCCUCCUCCCUCACAUCUCCUCCUCCCUCACCUCUUCUCCUCCCUCACAUCUCCUCCUCCCUCACCUCUUCUCCUCCCUCACAUCUCCUCCUCCCUCACCUCUCCUCCUCCGUCACCUCUUCUCCUCCCUCACAUCUCCUCCUCCCUCACCUCUCCUCCUCCCUCACCUCUCCUCCUCCCUCACCUCUUCUCCUCCCUCACCUCUCCUCCCUCACAUCUCCUCCUCCCUCACCUCUCCUCCUCCGUCACCUCUUCUCCUCCCUCACCUCUUCUCCUCCCUCACAUCUCCUCCUCCGUCACCUCUCCUCCUCCCUCACCUCUCCUCCUCCGUCACAUCUCCUCCUCCCUCACAUCUCCUCCUCCCUCACCUCUCCUCCUCCCUCACAUCUCCUCCUCCCUCACCUCUCCUCCUCCCUCACCUCUCCCUCCUCCCUCACCUCUCUUCCUCCCUCACCUCUCCUCCUCCCUCACCUCUUCUCCUCCCUCACCUCUCCUCCCUCACAUCUCCUCCUCCCUCACCUCUCCUCCUCCCUCACAUCUCCUCCUCCCUCACAUCUCCUCCUCCGUCACCUCUUCUCCUCCCUCACCUCUUCUCCUCCCUCACAUCUCCUCCUCCAUCACCUCUCCUCCCUCACAUCUCCUCCGUCACAUCUCCUCCUCCCUCACCUCUCCUCCUCCCUCACCUCUCCUCCUCCCUCACAUCUCCUCCUCCCUCACCUCUUCUCCUCCCUCACCUCUCCUCCCUCACAUCUCCUCCUCCGUCACCUCUCCUCCUCCCUCACAUCUCCUCCUCCCUCACAUCUCCUCCUCCGUCACCUCUUCUCCUCCCUCACCUCUUCUCCUCCCUCACAUCUCCUCCUCCGUCACCUCUCCUCCUCCCUCACCUCUCCACUCACCUCUCCUCCUCCAUCACCUCUCCUCCUCCCUCACAUCUCCUCCUCCCUCACCUCUCCACCUCCCUGACCUCUCCUCCUCCGUCACAUCUCCUCCUCCCUCACCUCUCCUCCUCCGUCACAUCUCCUCCUCCCUCACCUCCUCCCACACCUCUCCUCCUCCCUCACAUCUCCUCCUCCCUCACCUCUCCUCCUCCCUCACAUCUCCUCCUCCCACACCUCUCCUCCUCCCUCACAUCUCCUCCUCCCUCACCUCUUCUCCUCCCUCACAUCUCCUCCUCCCCUCACCUCUCCUCCUCCGUCACCUCUCCUCCUCCCUCACAUCUCCUCCUCCCUCACCUCUCCUCCUCCCUCACAUCCCCUCCUCCCUCACCUCUCCUCCUCCCACACCUCUCCUCCUCCCUCACAUCUCCUCCUCCCUCACCUCUUCUCCUCCCUCACCUCUCCUCCCUCACAUCUCCUCCUCCCUCACCUCUCCUCCUCCCUCACAUCUCCUCCUCCCUCACAUCUCCUCCUCCGUCACCUCUUCUCCUCCCUCACCUCUUCUCCUCCCUCACAUCUCCUCCUCCGUCACCUCUCCUCCUCCCUCACAUCUCCUCCUCCGUCACAUCUCCUCCUCCCUCACCUCUCCUCCUCCCUCACCUCUCUCCUCCCUCACCUCUCCUCCUCCGUCACAUCUCCUCCUCCGUCACAUCUCCUCCUCCGUCACCUCUCCUCCUCCGUCACCUCUCCUCCUCCCUCACAUCUCCUCCUCCCUCACCUCUCCUCCUCCCUCACCUCUCCUCCUCCCUCACAUCUCCUCCUCCCUCACCUCUCCUCCUCCCUCACCUCUCCUCCUCCCUCACCUCUCCUCCUCCCUCACAUCUCCUCCUCCGUCACAUCUCCUCCUCCCUCACCUCUCCUCCUCCCUCACCUCUCUCCUCCCUCACCUCUCCUCCUCCGUCACAUCUCCUCCUCCGUCACAUCUCCUCCUCCGUCACAUCUCCUCCUCCGUCACCUCUCCUCCUCCCUCACCUCUCCUCCUCCCUCACAUCUCCUCCUCCCUCACCUCUCCUCCUCCCUCACCUCUCCUCCUCCCUCACAUCCCCUCCUCCCUCACCUCUCCUCCUCCCACACCUCUCCUCCUCCCUCACAUCUCCUCCUCCCUCACCUCUUCUCCUCCCUCACCUCUCCUCCCUCACAUCUCCUCCUCCCUCACCUCUCCUCCUCCCUCACAUCUCCUCCUCCCUCACAUCUCCUCCUCCCUCACCUCUCCUCCUCCCUCACCUCUCCUCCUCCCUCACAUCUCCUCCUCCCUCACCUCUCCUCCUCCCUCACCUCUCCUCCUCCAUCACCUCUCCUCCUCCCCUCUUCCCCCCCUCCUCCCUCACCCCUCCCUCCUCCUCCCCUCUCCUCCUCCCUCCCUCCUCCACCUCUCUUCCCCCCUCCUCCCUCUCCCCUCCCUCCUCCUCCCCUCUUCCCCCCUCCUCCCUCUCCCCUCCCUCCUCCUCCCCUCCCUCCUCCUCCCCUCCCUCCUCUCUCCUCACCUUUUUUGUUUUCACAUUGUCAUCAUUUUGUGUAAAGCAGCAGAAGAAGCAUCAGACUCAUUUAUUUUGAGAUAUUUUGUGUUUGUUUACGUGUCCAUGUGGGCUGGGCCUGCGAGACACUGA